UGAUUCUCACUCGACAAUUGGGAGGGACGAAUAUUAAACUGAGACAAAAGUUCUGCACUGCUGAGUUAGUUGAAGAGGUUGUUUUUCUUGCGAUCAGUUUCGCCUUCUUAGAAGUCGAGAUGUCAGUGGCUGUAAGUUCCAAGCUGAACAAGACAGUGAGGGAGCAGUACCUGAAACUGCCUCAGGAGGGGAAGGUACAGGUUACCUACGUAUGGAUCGAUGGCACUGGAGAAGGUCUUCGCUGUAAAACCAAAACCCUGGACUCGGAACCUCGGACCAUUAAAGAUAUUCCCGAGUGGAAUUUUGAUGGAUCCAGUACCUAUCAGGCGGAAGGUUCUAACAGCGACAUGUUUCUGAUUCCGGUCCGCAUCUUUCGGGAUCCCUUCAUCCUGGAUCCGAACAAACUGGUGCUUUGUGAGGUUCUGAAAUACAAUCGGACACCAGCAGAGACCAACUUGAGGCACACCUGUAAUGAAGUGAUGCAGAACGCGAAGGACACCCAUCCCUGGUUUGGUUUGGAGCAAGAGUAUACUCUGUUGGGAAUCAAUGGGCACCCUUAUGGCUGGCCUCAAAAUGGAUUUCCAGGACCACAAGGACCAUACUAUUGUGGAGUUGGAUCAGAUAAAGUCAAUGGUAGAGAUAUAGUGGAAGCCCACUAUAAAGCAUGCCUCUAUGCUGGAGUGAAGAUAUCAGGCACCAACGCUGAAGUCAUGCCAUCACAGUGGGAAUAUCAAGUGGGGCCAUGUGAAGGGAUUGAAAUGGGAGAUCAUUUGUGGAUUUCCAGAUACAUUCUUCAUCGCAUUUGUGAAGACUUUGGGGUUGUGGCUACAUUUGAUCCAAAGCCAAUGACCGGAAACUGGAAUGGAGCUGGAUGCCAUGCUAACUUUAGCACAGAAGCGAUGCGAAAGAAAGGAGGCCUUCAGCAUAUUGAAGAAGCAAUUGAAAAGCUGGGUAAGAGGCAUGCACACCACAUCCAUGUGUAUGAUCCAAAAGGAGGACUGGAUAAUUCCAGAAGGCUAACUGGACAACAUGAAACCUCAAAUAUCAAUGAUUUCUCUGCUGGAGUUGCAAACCGUGGAGCGAGCAUUCGAAUUCCUCGUCAAGUUGGACAAGAUCAGUGUGGUUACUUUGAGGACAGAAGACCAGCUGCAAACUGUGACCCUUAUGCUGUUACUGAAGCCCUUGUCAGGACUUGUGUCCUAAAUGAAAAUUAGCUGCUGUGUUGUACUGAGAUUUGGCACGAGAGCACCAGAAUCUUCUGUAGUUGUAGUAUUUUAUCUUGACCAAAAUGGUUCUUUUAACCACCCGAAUGGUGAUGGUCACUAUUUCUAUUUGAAAACUAAAUUUUUACUUGUAUGUAUAGCACACUAAAUAUUCUUGGUUAAUUCUUCAAUGGACAGUCUCAAAACCUGAAUAUCCAAAUGAGAAAUUUGAGCUUGAAUCACAUGCAACUAAUUAAAUCAGAUUCACUUAAAUUUUUUUUAAAAUUGAAUUUAAAUCAGACAAAAGUUUAAAUAUCCUCUGCUCAAUUUAGUUUCAAUAUGAAUUAUAUGGAGGGGAUAUUGUUUUAACUUGUGUUGAAGCUGUUAAGUUGCAAAUGACUGACUGUAGUUAUAAGUGGAAUAACUUUUUAUUGUUCUGACAUUCCCUGUUUUUUGUCUGUCUGUCUUUGUGCACAAAAUAACAUCCAGAGCCUAGUAUCUCUUCACCAAGUCACCCUUUUUUUAUUUACAUAGGCAUAGGCCUUGACACUAACCUAAUUAGCUAAGAGUCAGCCCCUUGGGUAAGCAGAAUUCCUGACACUCCUGUUUAUAUCUGGGCCAUAGGGCUGUUCUUUUUCCUGUGGCUUCUCUGGGGUGUUUUCACAUUAUGUCUGGUUCCUCCAAGUCUGCCUUGGAUACUGGCGGCAGGUCCUGGACUCUAGCCUGCCUCUUACAAGCUGCACUAGGUGUAAAAAAUUCAUUAGGUAAAAACAAUGACUGUAGAUGCUGGAAACCAGAUUCUGGAUCAGUGGUGCUGGAAGAGCACAGCAGUUCAGUCAGCAUCUAAAGUGCAGCGAAAUUGACGUUUCUGGCAAAAGCCCUUCAUCAGUAAGAAAUUCAUUAUCCAGUUGUAGUAGUGCAGAGGAUACAACAGUGGCCAUGUCCAUGUCUUCCUCUGAGGUUCCUACCAUAUUAGGAGGGGGCCUAGGCCUGUUUUAUUCCUACCCUGUUUUGAGGUUGUAGUUUUCAUGUGGUCCAUGUGCUUGUUCAUGAUUGGUUCUCCUAAGUGAACUUUUGUAUGUCAGCUAACUUGAUCUCAUGUAGACCAUGCCCCUUACCCAUACAGAGCCCUUCCUGUGGUUUGGACAUCAAACUUAGUCACCUGAAAUAAGACUCCUUCAAGUGGGAGCAGUAGUUUAUGGCUAGCAUUGGCAUUUCAUGAGGCCAUUUCAUUUGUCUUCCAAUGUCCUACAAGACAAGUAAAUUUCUUUUUUUUUGGUCCACAGGGCUGGCCUUACAAGGCAGGGUAUAAGUAACAAUGCCACUGCCUCAAAUAGCUCAGAGCAGAACCCCUGACAGCCCAUAGCUGUCUGUGUAUAUGUAGUGACACUGUAAAAAGAUCAUGUGAUUAGUGCAAAUUAAAGUCUAAUUCACCUGAUCAUUAAAAGGCAGUAUAAACACCCACACCUAAUAUAUACAUGGUCAAUGGACUCCACAAAGCUUCAAAAUAAUCUGUUGGACUGGGAAUCUGUGAACCACCGCAAUCUGCAGUUGUAAGGGACUGGUAUGUGCAACACUUUCCACCUCCGGACUCUUCCCUCUGGGACCUGCAUAGAGAGUCCUCCCCUGGGGAUCCCUUUCACUCGGCAGUAAAUGAGCAUGCUAAGACAUGUCCGGGCAGUGGAUGAAAGAGUGGAGGCGGAUGGUAUCCAGUAGUAGUGUGUACAGAGCCCAUUAUUGUGCCUCCCUGAAAAACAUACAACACAUAUUCCAAAGCAGUUUAAGCAGUGAGGCACAGGCUUGUCCCAAUUACCUGAUAGAGGAGCAGCGCUCCGAAAGCUAGUGUGCUUCCAAUUAAGCCCAUUGGACUAUAACUUGGUGUUGUGUGAUUUGUAACCCUGUAACUCAUAAGCUUCACUUGCCGCAUUUUCUAAUGACAAAGCCAGUUGUAGUCCUUGUUUGAAGUUCAGUUGGGCUUCAGCUGGUAGACACUUCUGCAUGGUCACAUCAUUAAUCCCACUUACCAAAUGGUCUCUCAGCAUCUCACUCAGGGUUAAACCAAACCACAUUCAUCUGCCAGUCAUCUUAACCACAUCAAAAAUCCCGAUAGAUUCCCUGGUUCUGGAAUUGCCAAGUAAAACAGAUGGUAACUCAGAAUUAGAGGGGGCUUGGGGGUUGUAAUAUUCCUUAACUGAAUCCAUCAACUCUUGAAAGGUUUUCAUACUUAGUGCCUCCAGAAAUGUAAGACUUCUAAUAACCAAAAAAGCUGCAGGUCCACACACUAUCAGGAGAAUUACUCAUUGCUUGUUGUCUGCCCCAAUGUCAUUUGCCCGUAAAAUAUAACACAUUAUUUCCACAUACUGGGCCUAGUCUUCGUUGGCAGGACCAAAUGAGCCAAACUUGCCAAAUAACAGAAUGAUGCCAGAAAUGCUUACCCCAACUCAAAGAUGACCAUUGUGAGCAAAUUUCUUCAGGGAUGUGUUUUCCGGUCAUUGCAACUGAAAUAACUCCACGAGGGCUGGUAUCCAGUCACUAAGUUACCCUUUAUUUCCACAUUACACUGACCCAGCUAGCUCGGAGCUGGCUCCUAAAGUGACUAGAACCCUUGACAUUGCUGUUUAUUUUUUUUCUCUUGCGGCAAAAGACAACGGGAAGAUUCCACUUUCUUUUUUCCCUUUUUUUUCGAAACGUGGGGCAGCUAGUCCAGGGAUAGUCCCCUUCCCCUCUGACACCUUCAAGCAGGAGAGUCCUUGCACAGGUGCACACCCUCUCACUGAUCCAGCACUCAAGUCAAGGGAAAACACCUGAGUGGUCCAAGAUUCCACUUUCUUUUUUUAUAUUUUUAAAUUUUUUUUUAACCCCCACACUACCGCCUAACUGCGGUAGUGCUUAUUUUUCCCCCAGCGCCCAUGGUGUGUGUGUGCAGGGACAUUGCUGUUUAUAUCUAUCAGUCAGGACUCCCUAAUUGGAGCAGAUUAACAGCCCCAAUCAGGGAACUCAUAUUUUAUGAUAUCCACCUGGCUGACCUCGUUCCAAUCUCUUCAGUUUGGAAUAAAGAUCUUUUGAGCAGGAGUACUUUUUCCACAUCACUUGGUUUGUUUUAUCACAUCGCUAUGCUCUUUACCACUUCCCUCAGCUUUUGUACUGAACUUGUAAUGAGAAAUAUGUUGCCACAGUGCCCCCUGCAGGGACAGUGAGACCUGUGCAAUCUCCUUUUCCAAUUAGUUUUCAUUAAAAUGUGCAGCAUUAAAAUUAAGGAAAUGUUAUACAAUUUGGGACUGAAUUCAUAUUCUAAUCUACAAAUAUAGAGAGAAUGAGAUUGAGGGAAAGUGAUUUUUAAAAAAAAUUCUGAAGAUUUUCAAUCUUUCAAUGUAGCUCUCUUUGUAAAGAAACUUUUACAUCCAGUAAUUUUGCUUCAAUUAAGACUUACCAUGAUAUUUAAAGAGCCAAUUCCAUUAGGAUGCUAAUUUUUUUUUCCCUAGCUGUUUUAUUGGAUAUCACUUAGGACAAACACGUCAUAUCACCCAAUAACUUGCUUCUUUAAUCUAGUAUCUAUGGAUCUUAUGACAGGUCCAUAGGCAAUGUACAAGAGCGCCCACCUCUAUUUUACAUUUGGGACACAUUGGAGAUGCUCCUGCCUUAAAUUUUGCCAAUCGAUCCGGUGCUACAUGGGCCAUAUGAAGUAUCUUCAGCUGGAUAACCUGAGUUCUGUUGCAGGUGAUGAUUCUUCUGGUGUUUUCCCAAAUGUCAUUCCACGUUUCUAUAGAGAUUUCUAGUCCCAAAUUCUGAUCCCAUGUUUUAAGCAGAUUGUCCAUAUCUCCCGAUACUUCAUCAUGUAGUAAAUGAUAAAUAGUACUGACGGAACAUACCCGCAUUGCUCGUAGCACUCUACAUUCUCUAUCUGAUUUAUAAAGACUAUCUAAUAACGUAGUCUUCUUCUGUAGAUAAUCUCGAAUUUGGAAGUAUCGAAAGAAGUCUCCAUUAGGUAAUCCGAAUUUCUGACGCAGCUAUUCAAAAGACAUCAGGACCCCUUCUUUAAAUAUAUCCCCUAGACAUGAGAUAUCCCGGGAUCUCCAGAGUUUAAAAGUGGCAUCUGUAAACCCCAGUUGAAAUCCCUAUGCUCCCACUAUCGGAGCAUAGGGGAAUGUUUUAUGUGAGUUGCCCUCAUUUUGCCGCAUUGUAUUCCAAGCUUUAAUUGUGUUUAGUAUUAUAGGGUUUUUACAGUGAUCCGUAAUGAUUUUCCUUUUGUCUGAAAAUAAAAGGUUAAUAAGUGGGCAUUUUACUUGAGAAGCCUCGAUGUCCAGCCAGAUUGAUUAUGGGUCAGACAAGACCCAAUCAGCUAACUUAAUGGGGAACUUAACUGAUAUUUCCUAAAAUCUGGGAAGUCCAAUCCUCCCCUUGCCUGUGGAAGCUGUAGCUUCUUCAGCUUAAUGAGGGGCCGUCUAUGAUUCCAGAUAAAGGAACCCAGCCAGCCAUAUCAUUUACGUAGUGCCAGCCUCGGCAGCAUCACUGGAAGCAUCCUCAUAGGGUAUAGGAGAUGGGGCAGGACAUUCAUUUUAAUUAGUGCUAUUCUACCCAGCCAGGAAAUUGGAAGGUCUCCCCAUCGCUGGAGGUCCUGCCUUAUCCUUUCCAGUAAAUGCACAAAGUUAGUCUUGUAUAACUGACCAAAUACUGGGGCAAUAAAAAUGCCUAAAUAUAAGAAACCCUCCAGGGACCACUGAAAGGGAAAGUGGGAUCCAUCCACUAAGUGGGGUGUCAUAGCAAGGCAACUCAUUAGCAUAGCCUCCGAUUUUGAGAAAUUAAUUUUAUAGCCUGAGAAUGCACUAAAUGUAUUAAUAACUUGGAUUAAGCGAGGCACAGACAUCAGAGGAUUACUGAGGAAUAGAAGAACAUCAUCUGCAUAAAGGGUAAUUUUAUGUUUAGCUGUACCAAUCCUCGGGGCCGUUAUAUUAGGAUCAGCCUGUAUAGCUUCUGCUAGUGGUUCAAUUAUUAGCGUAAAUAACAAUGGCGAGAGAGGAUAUUCCUGACGGCAGCCCCUAUCCACACUGAAGCUAUCCGAACCUAAUCCAUUGGUAACCACAACUGCUUUGGGAUCACUAUACAAUGUUGAGACCCAUUUGACCUUUCCAACGCCAAACCUUUCCAAUGUGUAAAACAAAUAUGACCAUUAAACGCUAUCAAAUGCCUUUUCCGCGUCUAAUGAGACUACUACUCCUGAUAUUUUUCCCUGAUGGCAGGCUUGAAUCAUAUUCAAAACCUUUCUAAUAUUACUAGAUGAUCUACGGCCCUUAAUAAACCCCGUCUGAUCUUCCUUUAUGAUAGGUGGCAAUACCCUUUCUAGUCUCAAUGCUAACGUUUUAGAAAGGAUUUUGAAAUCUACAUUUAGCAAGGAUAUUGGUCUGUAUGAUGCGCAAUCUUCUGGGUCCUUUCCUUUUUUAAGGAAAAGAGAGAUAUUUGCCUCUUUCAACGAAGGCAGGAGACAGCCCUGACUGUAUGCGUAGUUAUACAUGUCCAUAAGUGGACCAGCCAAUAUUCCUGUAAAUUCUUUAUAGAAUUCAGCUUGAAAACCAUCUGGGCCAGGUGCCUCACCGCUCCGAAGUUGCCUAAUUGCGUCAAGUAUUUCUUGGACUGUUAGGGGAGCAUUUAAGACCGAUACCUGUUCCGGAGUUAGGUCCGGAAAGGUCAAAUUUUUACAAAAUGAUUGCAUCCUCCUAGUCCUGUCUUCACAAUCCUGUGAUUUAUAUAAACCAGAAUAAAAUUUUCUAAAGA
Hemiscyllium ocellatum (epaulette shark) is the source of this 6971-nucleotide messenger RNA. Its product is annotated as glutamine synthetase-like. Gene Ontology annotation, cellular component: cytoplasm. The transcript is spliced from 7 exons. The coding region runs from base 120 to 1214 and encodes 364 amino acids. Lineage: Eukaryota; Metazoa; Chordata; Chondrichthyes; Orectolobiformes; Hemiscylliidae. Gene Ontology annotation, molecular function: glutamine synthetase activity. The record is from RefSeq and is a predicted model, not a curated record.